UCGGGCGCGGAGGAUGAAGUGGAGCGUCCGCGGGGCCUGCGCCGCGCUCUCCUCCUGCCUCCUGCUCGCCUGCGCGCUCAGCGCCGCCGCCGUCGGCCUCAAGUGCUUCUCGCUGGGCUCGGAGCUGCGCGGGGAGCCGUUCCGCCUGGGGGCGGCCGCCGGCGCCUUCUACUCGGGGCUGCUGCUGGCCGCCGGCCUCUCGCUGCUCGGCGCCGCCCUGCUCUGCUGCGGGCCCCGGGACGCGCCCCUCGCGGGGCCGGGGCCGGGCCCGGGGCUUGGGGUCCCCGCGGCCCCGGCGGGGGCUCCGGAGGCCGCGCCCGGAGAGCCGGGGGCCGCAGCCGGGCCCCCGGGGCCGGUGAACAGCCAGAACCUGCUCCUGCUCGGCGUCCUCGUCUUCAUGCUCGGGGUCCUCAGCGCCUUCGCGGGCGCCGUGAUCGACGGCGACACCGUGUCCCUGGUGGAACGCAAGUACUCCCACUACUGCCUGCCUGCCCGCGCGGCGGCGGCCGCCCCCGGCCCCGCGCCCCCCGGCCCCGCGGCCGCCGCCCCCGGCCCGGCCCCCGGCGCGCCGCGCGCCCGCAGCACCCUGGACAGCGCCACGCCCGCCAAGUGCCGGCAGCUGAAGGACUACCAGCGCGGCCUGGUGCUGUCCACCGUCUUCAACGCGCUCGAGUGCCUGCUCGGCCUGCUCAGCCUCCUGCUGGUCAAGAACUACCGCUCGUCGCAGGCGCGGCGCGGCCGGCGCGGCCGGCGGAGGGGCGGCCGGGCCCCGGCGCGGCCCCGCGGCGGCCCCGGGCUCCGCGCGCAGCCGCCAGCCUCCCGCGCGCGGCGGGGCCGGCGGGGCCGGCGGGGCCGGCGGCUGCAGCCGCGGCCGAGCGAGGCCUCCAUCCUGUGCCCGGAGGAGUCGGACCUCGCCGCCCCGGGGGACUGCGCUGGCCUCGCUGCGCACCACGCCGUCUCCUACAUCAACGUGGGCGUCUUCCCGGCGUUCGACGAGGCGGGUGUGGAGGUGCGCUGCGGGGGGCACCCGUCGGUGGAGCUGCCGGGGUACGCGCCCUCGGACCCCGACCUCAACGCCUCCUACCCCUACUGCUGCCGGCAGCCCUGCGAGGCCGGACGUCCCUGGGAGCCGAGCCGGGCCUGCUGAGCCCCAGGGCGCGCCCCCACCCCGGACGGACCGCGCCGCAGCCCGCGCGGCCCCCCCCUCCCCCUCCCCCGCUGACCGCCGCCGCGAGGGCGACCCGGCCUGCCGGGCGCGGCGCCUCGGGGCGGGGGGCGGGGGGGGGGGGCGGACUGGCCUCGCGUCGCUGCGGGCUCCUCGCCGAGACUGGCCCUCCAGUAUUACCAUUUCUGUGUUGGGAGGUUUCUCUUCUUUUCUGUGUCUGUUCGUAUCCGGAUUCCAUUUUAAAGUUUACAAUAAAUGUUUUGGGGUUGCCUCGCCCCCAUCGCACUUCUCUUUGGCAAGUCCGGUCCUGGGUGAGAGCUCAGAAAGAGGGGGAUUCCGCGGGAGGAAGAGCCCUCGCGGAGAGGACGGAAAGUGCAGAACGGCAGACGCGAAAACGCACCCAACGGCAACACUUUGUACACGGAUGUGCCUGCUUUUGUUGAUACUUUCUUACUGUAAAGCUCUCCAUAAACAGUGAAAAUGUUUGGUAAAUUUAUUGCAAUUUAAAAUGGGUUAGUUCCUUUAUUAAAUUAAUUGCUAUGUUA
Hyaena hyaena (striped hyena) is the source of this 1710-nucleotide messenger RNA. It is a transcript of the gene TMEM271, whose product is annotated as transmembrane protein 271. The transcript has a single exon. Bases 14 to 1147 code for a protein of 377 amino acids. The record is from RefSeq and is a predicted model, not a curated record. NCBI's taxonomy places the organism in Eukaryota, Metazoa, Chordata, Mammalia, Carnivora, Hyaenidae.